GGUUCAAUAUAUAUAGUUUUAGUUACUAGCUGUUGCUAUACAGAUGCCUGCAUGAUUAUGGCAAAAUCCAUGACAAAUGUUAAUAUUGCAAUUGUGUUUCUGAUCACUUCAGUAGUACUAACUUUUGAUACAAUUAUUGUCUUGUGCAGUGGAAACAACAAUUCUGGUCACGUGGUUUGCGUGGAGAGUGAAAGACAAGCCCUUCUGAGAUUCAAGCAAGAUCUCAGUGAUCCUUCAAAUCGUCUCUUCUCAUGGGCUGCUGAUCAAUCAAGAGGAGGAGGGGACUGUUGUGAAUGGGUUGGAGUUGUCUGUAACAAUUUAACAGGCCACGUUGAGGAGCUCCACCUUCCAACUCCUUUUGUAGAUUACAGAGAUGAAUAUGAAUAUGAAGCUUUUCAGAGGUCUAGGCUUACUGGAGGUAAUCUAAAUCCAUCCUUGCUGGAUUUGAAGCAUCUAACUUACUUGGAUCUUAGCGGCAACUAUUUUAAUGGGAUUUUCCAAGCUUCAUUGGUUCUGUUAGGAGCUUAAUGUCACGCCCCGCCUAUGGAGGUUGUGCCACGUAGGCGACAUGCAGACGCUAAGGAGGAUGCUACAUGGCGACUGCAUGGCAUGGAAGUUUCUAGAGUCUUUCGGAGUAGUCUAGAGUUAUGUGGAAAAUUCUAGAUAUGUGUAGAAUAUUGUAGAAGUAUGUGGAAGGUUCUAGAGUUCUCCAGAGUUGUGUGCAGUAGUAUGGAGAGUUCUAGAAUAUUGUAAAUACUUGUAGAUAUAUAUGGAAGUGUGAAGAAGGUGGGAGAAGAUAGCCAUCCAUUAGGGAUGGAGAUGCCUAUAAAUAGGAGUGGGACUUCAUUUUGUAGGCAACAAGUCCUGGAGUGAGUCUUGAGAGCCUUGUAGAGAGUUUGAGUGCUAGCCUUGUAUAAAACAUUCUUUGAAGUAAUAGAAGUGUUCUUUCCUUGCCAACUUAAGUGCCUUAGUGUGUGUGAGUGUGCAAGCCAAGUGAGGAGAGGGUGAGGGCCACUACAACGCUAGUAAGCGCACGAGGGGAGUGUGUUAGCUAAGUUGUGCAUGGGAG
Molecule: messenger RNA, 1069 nt
Organism: Cornus florida
Lineage: Eukaryota; Viridiplantae; Streptophyta; Magnoliopsida; Cornales; Cornaceae
Product: receptor-like protein EIX1
Exons: 1
Coding region: 52-528 (158 amino acids)
Source: RefSeq, a predicted model, not a curated record